UGUACCCCCACGCUGUCUCCCGACAUCCUCUAUAUAAUUGCACGCCACCUAGUGCAGAGAUCGGUAGCGUUCGCACAUCUCUGUAAGUGUGAGGCAUUCUUAUCUAUCACACCGGAGCAGAUCGUUCACGCGCAUAUACACAUGCGGAUUAUAUAACAGCCAACUUAGCAUAUGUGAUUUUAUAGCGUAUAAAAUCACAACAGGUGCAAGUUUAUAAAAAUCUUCGCGUGCAUCGGAGGAAACGGGUAUCUGAGGACUUGUUUGAGGAAAAUAACUGAAUCUGCUCAAUUACAUGAGCAGGUGCUGUAUACCGGUAAGUUUAAGGACUGUGAAGCGCCUUAUUUACCUGGAUCGUAAAAUGAAAUAUCUGAGGUAAAAAAUUAACACUCGAGCUUAAAUUACAUGGAUUUAUCCUCGGGGCUUCAGUGUGGAAAUUAAUUUAUAUAAAACAACGAUUUCACGAAUUUCAAAUAGAUCAAAACUAAAACGUUUUAAUAAUCGAAACGGACGUUUGUAAUUAAACUGAGCCAAGUAAGCACAUAAAUAGCAUUAUCAGUAAUCAUAUAAGAAAAUAGUUUUGGGGAGGUGCAUCAUACCAAAGUGUUAUAGCCAAUCAUCAUGUGACAAGUCGGUUUGCGAUAAGGUUAUAAUGGUGUCAUUCUGCAAUUGGAUGUGACGAAGCGAAUAACAGAUCUAAGUGUUUGAUCAAAAUCAAAAGACAAAUUGCACUCGACAUUGUUGAAAGUAGUUAAACAAAUUGUCAAUUUUCCAUGGAAAACAGCCUUUCAGCUUUUACAACAGUGUGAUUUAUUUUUAAGUUCAGAAGAACUUGGAGAAAAAUCAUUAAAGUGAACUAUAAGAAUUUAAGAAACAUCCGCCCUUGGAUUCAAAUUACGGCGAAGAAGAUAAGCAGAUCACGCGUGUUGGCGUACAUGGAUUGCGUCACUGCUAAACGGCCGGAACGCCAACGUGCUAACUAAUGGAUAGUUCUGAUACCGGACUCUGAGAUAACGCCAUUUCUAUUGGACCGACCCGGAAUUCCCAAACAUGAAUUUUAGCAACGAAACCAAUAUGACCGGUCGUUCUGAUGAGUGUGGAUCGCACACGGAGGGCCUACUAGCGUACGCUUGUUUUAUCUUUUCCAUACACGGAUACGCCAGUCUGAUCAUCUGUUGUUUCGGUGUACCUACAAACAUCGUGAACAUUGUGAUCCUAACCCGGAAAAACCUGCGCUCACCCAUCAAUUGUAUUCUUGCUGGAAUAGCAAUAGCUGAUGUGUUGACCAUGCUCUGUUACAUGCCCUACAGCAUACAUUUCUACAUCAUGCACGGUCUAGAGCGCACCAAGGAUAAGUACACGUAUGGCUGGGGGUGGUACAUGGCCGUACACGCGGGUCUCAGUACAACCACCCAUACAAUUUCCAUCUGGCUCGGCGUCUGUAUGGCGGUGGUGCGUUAUAUCUACAUUCGGUCAAUGGGAAAUAAUAAGUCCAUUAUGAAGGUAAAAAACUCCGUUAUUCUUGUGGUAGUAGUGUAUGCAUGUACAGUCCUCUGUUACCUACCACAGUAUAUCAUAAUAAAGGUUCACAACAAUAAUGGAUCCCUUGUGUUAACAGGUCUAAAUAAGCUUGGUGCCAGCGACACGACAUGGCUACAGAAAACGGCAGCCUGGGUAUUCAUUUUGAUAGGAAAUGUGUUCCCGUGUAUAUUGAUAUCUAUUUUUGGCGGUCUACUACUACGUAGUUUGCACGAGAGUAAGAAAAGGACGCUAACACUAAAAGGUGCGCAAUGUGCAAACCGUCUCAAACAACACAAGAGGACGACUAUCAUGUUGCUGGCCAUCAUUGUCAUGUACAUCGUCACACAACUGCCGUCCUCCAUUUUGGUUGUGUUGUGUCUGUGUGUGGAGAACUUCAUGGAAGAAACGUAUCUACUGUUUUGCAGAUACUUUGGAUCUGAUGUCGCUGAUAAACAGUUCCGCAAACUUUUGCAUGUACUGCGCGAUGAGUCGACAGUUCCGCGACUGUCUGAUGGAAAUAGCGUGCGACAACAUUCAGAGUAAGUCGGCUAAAAUGUAUCAGGCGGUGCGUUCACAGUUGCAGACGACGGCCGUGACAACACACAUGCAACACUUGAAACAAG
This is a messenger RNA of Mizuhopecten yessoensis (Yesso scallop), 2141 nucleotides long. Its product is annotated as sex peptide receptor-like. Lineage: Eukaryota; Metazoa; Mollusca; Bivalvia; Pectinida; Pectinidae. The coding region runs from base 1048 to 2061 and encodes 337 amino acids. Gene Ontology annotation, cellular component: membrane. The transcript has 2 exons. Gene Ontology annotation, molecular function: G protein-coupled peptide receptor activity. Gene Ontology annotation, biological process: G protein-coupled receptor signaling pathway. The record is from RefSeq and is a predicted model, not a curated record.